Messenger RNA from Perca flavescens (yellow perch), 4844 nucleotides. RefSeq names its product DDHD domain containing 2 (gene ddhd2). The transcript has 17 exons. Lineage: Eukaryota; Metazoa; Chordata; Actinopteri; Perciformes; Percidae. The coding region runs from base 782 to 3052 and encodes 756 amino acids. The record is from RefSeq and is a predicted model, not a curated record. Gene Ontology annotation, molecular function: triacylglycerol lipase activity; protein binding; metal ion binding. Gene Ontology annotation, cellular component: cytoplasm; COPII-coated ER to Golgi transport vesicle.
CCAACCCGUUUGACAGAAGGCUGUCCUUGGCUAGCCGACCUAGUCCGAGCGAGUUAGCUAGCUAAACAACGAAAACAAACCAUGGAUGUUUUACAAGACAAUACAAACCCUCUGAAUUAAUUAUAUGUAAAGUUGUCGGUGAGUUUAGCUAGGCUGACACUGUGUGUUUCUAAAGUUAGCUAGUGCUAUAUCCUAUAUACAAAAACAACAACAGGAUGUGAAGACAGAGAAGUUGACACUCGCAUCCCGUCCAGCCACCGUUACUAAAAGCUAGCAUUGACCUCAACCAACGAUAACAACCCGUGGCCUCUUGGAUGAGUUUGUUGCACUCUUUAAAAAACACUGAUAACAUGAAAAAUAACCGUUAACAUUAACCUUAGUUAGAAAACUAACGUAAUGUCAAGAAAUCCUUUACAUCCUUUGUGCGACUUAACGGUUUGAUGUCACAUUAACCUGACUGUUUAUGUUUUCCAUUGCGUUAACAGUUAAACGUUCAUUUACUGACCAGCAGCGGAUGAGACAGCUGCUAGUAACAUUACAUCCUACGACCUGGUAUUCUUAACGUUACAUUAAACCACUCAUCAACAGUUUGGUAUAGGUAUCACUAGUCAUUCCCUUGCAAGCUUGACAGGCUAUAUCAUGUUAUGUAAUAGUUGUGAUGGUCAUUAAACCUCCUUUUUGGUCUCUUUCUGUGUGCAGCUGGGUUGUUACAGGUCCUGUGUUUGUGUGGCCCUGGCCACCCUCAGGGCAGAGCUGAGGGUUUGGGUCAGCUGUUGGGCUAAUGUCACAGAAUCCUGGUGAGGAGGGGGGUCUACCUCAGGCUGCCCCUAACAUCAACCUAGACAACCCCAUCCAGACUGUGGCAACAGGGGACACACUUGAAGAUCAGGCAUCACCUGUGGUUGAUGAAGCCUCUCCUUCUUCCACGUUCUCCUUUGAGAUGCUUGACAUGGAGUCGGUCCCAGCUCCUUAUCAAGAAGUGCAGCCUCACUGGUUCUUCUGUCGACGGAGCGAUGACAACACCUCCUGGCUUCCUUUUAGCAGAGAAGACUCUGACAAACUAGAGAAUGCCUGCAACACUGUAAAAGACGAGGAGGAUGAGGUAGUGAUAGCUGUGGAAGGAGAGCGGUAUGAUGUACAUGUCAAGGAGAGAAAGCGCUAUGCUGUGUACUGGGAGCAAGGUCCCACUGAAGUCCGCCGCUGUACCUGGUUCUAUAAAGGAGACAAAGACACCAUUUUCAUGCCUUACCCUGAGGACGUCAGCAAGAGUCUGGAGGAGGCCUAUAUGAUAGCAGUGACCUUGAAUGAAUGGAAGAGGAAACUGGAGUUUUCCAAUGGAGAGACUGUCAUUUUACACAAUCCCAAGCUAAUAAUGCAGUAUCAGCCAAUAGGAUUGCAGGAUGAUUGGGUGUCCUCCCCCUCGGAGAACACCCGGCCUCAAACAGUCAAGAGGGGAGUGGACAACAUCUCUGUAGAAAUACCUGAUGGUGAACCAGAAAAGGUAGACCACCUUGUCUUUAUGGUCCAUGGCAUCGGCCCUGCAUGUGACUUGCGCUUCAGAUCCAUCAUACAGUGUGUAAAUGACUUCAGGAGUGCUUCCCUGUCCCUGCUGGCCUCUCAUUAUAAGCAUGCUCAGCAGGAUGGCCAGAUAGGAAGAGUGGAGUUCCUCCCAGUCAACUGGCACAAUGCUCUUCACGGUGAUGCCACUGGUGUGGACGAGGACAUCCAGAGGAUCACUCUACCCAGCAUCAGCAGGCUGAGACAUUUCACCAAUGACACUCUGCUGGACCUGUUUUUCUAUAACAGCCCCACCUACUGCCAGACCAUAGUGGACACAGUGGCCUCAGAGAUCAACAAGCUCCACACCCUCUUUAAACAGAGACACUCAGAAUUUAAAGGGGCAGUUUCAGUAGUGGGCCAUAGCCUGGGUUCGCUGAUCCUGUUUGACCUGCUGACCAAUCAGAGGACUGGAUUAGAAGCCAGAGAGGGGGUGCCCUCUGGUGAGCCCUUUCGUCUUAACUGUGACACACUGCAGCAGACUCUGACCAGACUGGGCCUAGAGCAAUACCUGGAUACUCUACAAGCAGAAAAUCUAGACCUGGAAUCACUGGCUCUUUGCCAAGAAAGUGAUCUCAAAGAUUUAGGAAUUCCUCUUGGACCUCGGAAGAAGAUCCUGAACUACGUCAGGAGGAAAUGGCUUUCAGAGGAUUGUAAGAAAAGGGCAGUACGCCUGCCACCUGGGUUGCAAGUUCCACCUCAAGUGACCAGCGAUCACGAUGGUAACCAGUCUUCAGGAUUAACGACGCAGCAGUCCCAGUUCCACAGGGCGCAGUCUGUCACCAGUGCUGUAGACUACGAAUACUUUGACGUCGGCAUUGGACAGGUAUCCAUUGAUUACCCACAGCUGGCUUUCCAUCCUCAAACAUUUUUUGCUUUUGGCUCUCCUAUUGGAAUGUUCCUGACCGUUCGUGGGCUCAAACACAUCGAUCCUAACUACACCUUCCCAACCUGCAAGAGCUUUUACAACAUCUACCACCCAUAUGACCCUGUGGCUUAUCGGUUAGAGCCUAUGAUUGUAACAGAGGUGGAUCUGGAGCCCAUGCUGAUCCCUCACCAUAAAGGCCGCAAGAGAAUGCACCUGGAACUAAAGGACAGCUUGACCCGUAUGGGCAUGGAUUUGAAGAACAAUGUUUGGGGAUUGUUACGGACAGCAUGUCAGUCCUUUGCCAGACCACCAGUUGCUGCACUUCCCUCGGUGGAUGGAGACACUACAAUAAAGAGAGACCUUCAAGAGAGACACAGAGUGUGUGAGGAGGCAGAGUCCUCAGUGUCAGCCGAGCAGACGGAGCAGCCUGAGAUUAAAGUGGGGAUGUUGAACGGAGGACGAAGGAUUGACUACGUACUUCAGGAAAAACCCAUCGAGAGCUUCAAUGAGUACCUGUUUGCCAUCCAGUCUCAUCUUUGUUACUGGGAAUCUGAGGAUACUGCUCUCCUGCUGCUAAAGGAGAUCUACGACAAGCAAGGUGUGGCCUUUGAACAGCCACAACAGUAAUAAAGUUUGUUGAAUCUAGACUUGCUUUUUAACACGACAUUAACCUGAAAGUGAGAAAAUGAAGGACAGCUAUCUGAGCCAGAGGCUGCACAAUCCUCUUCCAGAAUGCCUUACUUUCUUGGUAUUAUGUGACUGCCUCUCCUCCCUUGACAAUUGAGACUGUUUGGCUGUAGCCAACCUUCGUUUGAGGUAGGGGUGACUUCUUGGUGCUGCCUAAACUCCCAUUGCAGGACUGGGUUUGGUGCCUGAUAGUUUCAAAUCCACCCAAACACCAGUGUCAUGCUUCUGAUUGCACUUUUUUUUCUUUUUUUUUGUCAUUUUUUUCUUUUACUUUGCUUUACACUUUAAUUUUGCUGUUGACAUAUGCAUACAGCUGCAGCUGCAUAAUAUUGAAAACAUAAUUAUCAUGAAUCAUGAUAACCAGAAGACACUUGUAGUACUUGUUCAAAUAUGGAAAAAAGACAUCAAGUUGUGUUUCAAGUAAUUUAUCACAUUGGAUUACAAACUGGAAUUUAAAUGGAAAUUAAGAACUAACAUAAUAUAAUUAAGUGUGUUCAACAGGGUAUCUCUGUCUGACCCUUUAAACUCAAAGUUGUCUUGACCAAGGAAGCUCUCCCUUAGUCUAACAUCUUACCUUUAUAAAUAAGCAUGUCCGGUGGUUUCGUUUGGUUGACUAUAAAACGUUUAGAUUCUGAAGGAAAAUGAAGGUCGAUAUUUUGUCUCCAGGCAGCUCUAUUUUUUUCUGUCAACAUUAAGGCCACUUAAAACCCAAAGCUGCUACUCUUACAUUUGUGCAAUAUAACAUUUCACGGGUGUAGUCCUAUACUGACACUAUCAUUGAAAGUGAAGUUCAUCUGACAUAAUAUUUUUUAUUUCAGUUUUAUCAUAUCUAUACCUGUGUCUAAAAGGAGAUGACCAUUUGUGUCAGAAAUAAAGUAGGGAGAUGCAGGUGCUUGAAUGGACAAGCCGGUUGUGUAUGUAUGUACUGUAUGUGUGUGUGACUACAGUAUGUAUUCUUUAUCCUAUAAUAUGGUUAAUUCCAAAACGGAGUGGCAUCUCACAUAUAGACAGUUCAAACUUGUAUAAUCUAAGGGCCAAAUGGUACAUGUUUCUUUCAUCUGUUCCUUUGUAUGAAGGUAUUGUAAAAUCAUUUUUUGUAUUGCAUGCACUUCUUUGUUAUGUAAGAGCAGGACUGAUCAACAUUUUAUGGUCCUGACCUAAUUCUUAGGUCCCAAAAUGUUCAUAAUUCUCACGAAUCCAGCAAUAAGAGAGUUGUCACAUUGAAAUCAUAUGAAUUUGAUUUAAAGAGCAUGAUACAUAGAUUUGAAAAUAUGUUUCAAAGCAUAUACAUUCAUUUUAUAUAAAAUAUACGCAACAAAUAUAAAUAUAUCACUGUUAAUAAUAAAUAUUACAAAUCUGCACCAUCAAGCAACAUGGGGUCCAGACUAUGCACUGUCAGGGCACCACUGCCCCCACCACCAAAGCUCUGCCCUAUCUCAGCCCUCUGGGUGCCACAUCCGCACAAUACCUGAAUAACUUUAUGGUGUUCCUUUUUCUUACUUUAGAAAUGCACAUAUGCAACUUGUAAUGUUGCAGUUAGUACCUUGAACUUCUUCAUUGUGUUUGUUUCUGCAAUGUUCGUGUCUAAACACAGAAAAAAAUCCCUUAUCAUACUGUUUUUGCACUUGAUACUAAAAUGUUGAUACAUACCAAAAAACAAAUCCUUUCUGAAUACAUACACCAUAUGAAUAUGGUAACAGGUUGUGUGUGACAUAAUAAAACAUUACAAGUG